AUUUUAUGAUUGUGCGUUACGUCAAGGUCAAACUGGUAACGCUUUCGGAUUGCGCUGCUGGAUUGAAUUUAUUAUCAACAAUGAGUAUAAUUAGGACAUCUCUUGGAGUUUUAAGUCUUGGAUUUGGAUUGUUCACUGCAGAAGCUUUGUAUUCUGGAAAUGAGCACUUCUAUAAGGAUUGGUUUCUACCUACUGCCCGUAUCUUAGUCCGUGAUGGUGAAACUGCCCACAAUUUAUCAGUUUACUUAGCAAGUCAUGGUUUUAUACCACAUAAACCUCGAAACUCAUUCCCUCACCUCAAAUGUAAAGUUUUUGGACUCGAAUUCGACCAUCCCAUAGGAUUAGCUGCAGGUUUUGAUAAAAAUGGAGAGGCAUUUAUGGGUCUCUUAAAUGCAGGAUUUUCACAUAUUGAAGUUGGAACUGUCACCCCGGAUCCUCAGCCAGGUAACGCACGUCCUCGUAUAUUCAGAUGGACCAAGAAAGAAGCGGUAAUAAACCGAUGUGGGUUUAACAGUGACGGACAUGAUGCUGUAUAUGAAAGACUCAAAGAUCGUCCAUGGGAAGGCCGUGGUGUAAUUGGUGUCAAUUUAGGCUGCAAUAAAACAAGCACAGAUCCAACUGCUGAUUAUGUGGCAGGUGUUCAAAAGUUUGGCGAAGUAGCUGACUAUUUAGUAAUCAAUGUGUCUAGUCCAAAUACUCCAGGACUACGUUCCCUACAGACUAAAGAAAAAUUGCGCGAUCUCUUAUCUAAAGUUUUAUCAGCUCGAAAUCAAUUAUUGAAAAAAACUCCUAUUUUAUUAAAAAUCUCUCCAGAUGAAAAUGAUCAAAGUUUAAAAGAUAUAGUAGAAGUUGCUUUGGAUUCGAAAACUCGAAUAGAUGGAAUGAUCAUUUCAAACACAACACUUGCAACUUAUGAAGAGGCUGUAGCUUGCGGUGCUGCUCCAAUACCAGGGAACAAUGAACAAAAUGUUGUAUAUGGUGGCUUAAGCGGUCGACCAUUAUUUGAAAAAUCAACAGAUUGUUUAAGGAAAGUUUCUGCAUUAACCAAAGGUUCUAUACCCCUAAUCGGUGUUGGUGGUAUCAGCUGCGGUGAAGAUGCAUUGUCCAAGUUGAAUGCCGGUGCUAGCUUAGUACAGUUAUACACAAGUUUUGUUUAUCAGGGACCACCGGUUGCUCAUAAAGUCGCUAGGGAAAUUAAUAAAUUAAAAAUGACAUCUUUAACUCCCGACUAAAAACCUGCUUUUUCUUUCUAAUAAAAGAAUAUUUGUGUUACAUUUAAAUAGAACUUAUUUAUACAUUGUCUUAAA
Messenger RNA from Schistosoma curassoni, 1307 nucleotides. Lineage: Eukaryota; Metazoa; Platyhelminthes; Trematoda; Strigeidida; Schistosomatidae. The record is from the annotation of a GenBank genome assembly.